GUGUGGGACGCCAACAACCGCGCCAACGAGGCGAAGGUGAACGCUCUACAGGUGCUCAUCAAAUCCAACCAGAGCAAAGAGCGAGUGGAGCAGAGCAACCAGCAACUACGCAACCUCAUCAAGGAGAUCCGAGAGCUGCUCACCAAUGAGAAGGCGGAUAUUUCAGUCAUCGAGAAGGUGGCCAACGAGGUUCUGGCUCUGGAGAUGCCGACGUCGACGGAGAAGCUGCAGGAGCUGACGGAGGAGAUCCGGGAGAAGGUGGGCGCUCUGACCAGCGUGGAGACGAUCCUCAGUCAGAGCGCUCAGGACGUCCAGGCCGCAGAGACGCUGCUGCAGGAGGCCAAGGCCGCCAGCGAGGCGGCGUCUAACGUGAAGGAGACGGCAGACGUGGUGCGGGCGGCUCUGGAUGAGACUGAGCGCGCUCAGAGUAUCGCCAUGGACGCCAUCCAGCUGGCCCAGAACAACAUGAAGGGAACACUGGACCUGCUGGUGUCUGUGGAGUCGGAGACGGCGAUGUCGGAGCUGAAGCUCGGUAACACGACGGGUCGCCUGGUCCAGCUGGAGCGGGAGGUCGGCCUGCUGAGACAGAACGAGCUGGAGGUGAAGCGUCUGGCUGAGACGGCUGACUGGAUCACCGACCAGGCCAGAGUGAACGCAGAGGAGGCCCAGCAGGUCUCACACACACACACACACACACACACACUUUAAAACAACAAACAAUAACAAGAAAUGAGAAAAAAACUAAACUGAAAUUUUACAGAAAAACACAACUAAAGUUAAAUGACAGCAAAUGAAAUAAUAAUGAGGUGAAGAGGACGCUUUCAUCAGCUGCCAUCAAUGAUU
Plectropomus leopardus (leopard coralgrouper) is the source of this 843-nucleotide messenger RNA. The record is from RefSeq and is a predicted model, not a curated record. NCBI's taxonomy places the organism in Eukaryota, Metazoa, Chordata, Actinopteri, Perciformes, Serranidae.